Molecule: messenger RNA, 987 nt
Organism: Exophiala bonariae
Lineage: Eukaryota; Fungi; Ascomycota; Eurotiomycetes; Chaetothyriales; Herpotrichiellaceae
Exons: 3
Coding region: 1-987 (328 amino acids)
Biological process (GO): DNA-templated transcription
Molecular function (GO): zinc ion binding; DNA binding
Source: RefSeq, a predicted model, not a curated record
AUGGCAGCGCAGCGCAUCGGCCCUCAGCAUGGACAAAAGUCACGACAAACGACUCUCUGGUGGAUCAUUUGGUCGUUCUCUACUUCUGCUAGGAGUACCCAACCUUUGUCAGUCUCUCCAAAGAGCAUUUCCUCCUCGACUAUAAAUCUGGAACAAAGAGGGUUCUGUUCAUCUCUACUCGUGAACGCCAUAUCUGCCAUUGGAGCCAGAUUUAGUGACUUGGCAGAAGCUCGACUCGAUCUGGAUGACCGUUAUAGCGCUGGAGAACAAUUCUUCAAUAAGGCCCAGAGAUUGCUCAGUAUCGAAGCCACCCCAACAGUCGUGACUAUUCAAGCCUUGAACUUGAUGUCUCUCAGACAAGCUAGCUCCGGUAAAGAUGAAAGUGGUUGGCACUAUGCUCGACAUGUUAUGCGAAUCGCUCUUGACCUCGACCUCCAGGACGAUGACCCGAACCAAGAGCCUACUAAUCCCACCGGCUUCAGCCGAGCAGAACGCCAAGAGUGCGUGGCUACUUCUGGGGUUGCUUCGCUUGAGAGCAUCACGCGAUCGAGUCCACCCGUGCAGGCAUAUCAGAGCCUGUAUGGCCUACGGCGAGUUCCGGUAUUCACUCCGUAUCUGAUAUUGAAUGCUGAACUCGGCAUAAUGGCAGAAAAAGCAUGGUUAACUGAUGAAACGGCGGCCGAUAUACGCGCCAAAGAUAAUCUUGGGUACCUCAGUGAACUUGCAUCAGCCCUAUCUUUUGUACAACGAGCGAUUACUAUUCGCAACUUUGUCCGGGAUCAAUGGAAUGGCAAUCUAUACCAUCCAGAUCGGGCAAUGAUAGAUGAAGAAGCUGAUAUUGAUACGAAGGCGGGGCCUCGAUUGGUGUGGGACCGGCGGGAAACAUUCCUUCGACCGAACAGCGGAGUCGAGUCUCACCACAUAAGGAGGUCAAAGACAGUACAAGAGAAGCUGGAAGCUUGUGGGCUGGAGGAGCUUCAGGAUUAG